AUGAACAUCCUCCCAGCCGCUACAACACAAAUGAUUUCAGGAUUGAGUUCACAACACAAUGAGCUGGUUUGUAGCACUUGGGGUAACUACCAUUUCAAGACCUUUGAUGGGGACUACUUCCAAAUCCCAACCGCCUGUAACUACAUUCUGACCUCGGAUUGUCGGAACAGCUAUGAAGAUUUCAACAUCCAGUUGAGACAUCGUGUGGUGAACAAUGAACCGACGAUCAGCAAGAUCACUAUGAAACUAGAGGGGGCAGUAAUAGAGCUCAGCAAAGGCUCUGUUGCUGUUGGUGGCCAAAUAGUGACACUUCCAUUCAGCAGUCCUGGAGUUUUCAUUGAGAAAAUGACUUAUUACAUCACAGUCAAAGCUGUUUUGGGGCUAGUCGCCAUGUGGAAUGAAGAUGAUGCUUUCAUGGUCAAUUUAGAUGAAAAGUACAGAAACCAAACGUGUGGACUGUGUGGUGACUUCAACGGAAUCCAAUUGUACAAUGAAUUCAUCACUGAUGGAGCUUCUCUGUCUGUUUCUGAGUUUGGAAACCUCUGGAAGAUGGAUGGUCCAACGGAAGUCUGUGAGGAAGACAGUACAUCUCUUGAUGAAAACUGUGGAGAUGAGAAUUUUUGUCACAAUAUCUUCUCCAGUCCGGUGUUCAGUGAUUGCAGUAAUCUGGUUUCGAUUGAUUCCUUUGUCAAAGUUUGUAUGAAAGACCUGUGCCAUUGCAACAACUCUGGAUCUUUCUGCUUGUGCAAGUCCAUUGGCGAGUACUCUAGGCAGUGUAUACAUGCAGGUGGCAGGCUGGCAGACUGGAGAACAGAAUAUUUUUGUCCACAUCCGUGUCCAGAAAACAUGGUGUACCAUGAGUGUGGAAAUCCCUGUACUGACACUUGUACAAACCCUGAAAGAGGACAAGUGUGUGAGCACCACUGCAUUGAUGGAUGCUUCUGCCCUCCUGGCACUGUUUUUGAUGACAUAAACAACACUGGCUGUAUACCCAUUAAUCAAUGCUCCUGCACCCUUGAUGGUAAAACCUACGCUCCUGGGGAGAAUUACACCAGUACCUGUAGAGAAUGUACCUGUGCACAGGGGCAGUGGAAUUGUAAUGAAAAGGAUUGUCCUCAUACAUGCUCAGUAGAGGGUGGAUCCCAUAUUAGAACAUUUGAUGGAAAAGCCUACACUUUUCAUGGGGACUGCACUUAUGUCCUCUCCAAACAAUGCACAGGCACAGAUUUUACAGUUCAAGGAGACCUGGUGAAAUGUGGUGUGUCUGAAACCGAGACCUGUUUGAAGACGAUAGCAUUGGCAUUGUAUGACGGAACUAUUGUGAUCAAAGUGGAUUCGAGUGGAAAUGUUGAGUUUAACAGAAUAAUUACCCAGCUGCCACUUUUUACAGCUGAUGUGAGCAUUUUCAAGCCCUCGUCAUUUUACAUUAUCAUUCAUGCUCAUUGGAUUGGGCUUCGUCUAGAGAUUCAGCUUGUGCCCUUAAUGCAACUCUACAUGACAGUCGAUUCAGUGUACCAAGGAGAAACAUGUGGUCUUUGUGGCAAUUUCAACAACAUUGAGACUGACGACUUUACAACCAUUGGUGGACUGAGGGAAGGAACAGCAGUGGACUUUGCCAACACCUGGAAGACGAGAGCAAGUUGCCCUGGAAUUAGAAGAAGCUUUGAGCAUCCUUGCAGUCUGAGCAUUGAAAAUGAGAAAUAUGCACAGCACUGGUGUUCCCUGCUGUCAGACCCCUCAGGAGUGUUCGCCCCCUGUCACUCUGAAAUCAACCCUGAUGUUUACAAAGCAAACUGUAUAUAUGACAGCUGUAACUGUGAGAAGAGUGAAGACUGCAUGUGUGCUGCAUUGUCCUCAUAUGUACAUGCAUGUGCUGCAAGAGGGAUUCUUCUUUAUGGAUGGAGAGAAGCUGCCUGCAGCAAAUACAUACUAACUUGCCCCAGUUCCACUGUCUACUCUUAUCAAAUGACCAACUGUGACCGCACCUGCCGAUCCCUCGGCCAGUCAGACAUCACCUGCGCUAUUGACUUCGUCCCAGUGGAUGGCUGCGGUUGUGCAGCGGGAACAUACAUGAAUGAGAAUGGCAAUUGUAUUGAAUCUAUCAGCUGCUCCUGUUACGAUUCAGGCAAAAUUAUUCCUGCUGGAGACAUCAUCACCAAAGAUGGAGGAUCAUGCAUUUGCAAGCAAGGGAAAAUGACCUGCACUGGUGGAUCCAAUGGGGAAGGUGUGUGCCUUGUAUGUGUGUGUGUGUGUGUGUCGCCAAUGACGUUUUUCAACUGCUCCAGCGCUAGUCCUGGUUCCACAGGAUCAGAGUGUCAGAAGAGCUGCAACACAUUAGACAUGGCCUGUAUCAGCACAGAGUGUGUAUCUGGCUGUGUGUGUUCCUCUGGACUGGUGUCAGAUGGGAAUGGUGGUUGUGUAACUGAAGACCUGUGUCCAUGCAUCCACAAUGGAGUUGCCUACCAGCCUGGGGAAACCCUUACAGCUGACUGUAAUAAAUGCACUUGCAAUGCUAGAAAAUGGCAGUGUACCACAAAUCAAUGCAGUGGGACAUGCAGCAUAUAUGGAGAUGGCCAUUACAGAACCUUUGAUGAGAAAAGAUACGUCUUUAGUGGAAACUGUGAAUACAGCCUUGUUCAGGACUUCUGCAACAGCACCAGUGGCACUUUUAGAGUCAUCACUGAAAAUAUUCCUUGUGGAUCCACUGGCACCACUUGUUCCAAAUCUAUCAAGCUCUUUCUAGGAAACACCGAGCUUAGAUUGACAGAUGGAACCUUUCAAGUUGUUCAAAGAGAUGCAGGAGAAGACAUUCCCUACCAGAUACGUACCAUGGGGAUUUACAUGGUGAUUGAAGCUGAUAAUGGACUGAUGCUUUUAUGGGACAGAAAAACAACUAUACACAUCAAACUGAGUCCAGAGUAUAGUGGCCGAGUGUGUGGUCUGUGUGGGAACUAUGAUGGGAAUGCAAACAAUGACUUCACUACCCGCAGUCAAGCAGUUGCAGUUGAAGCCCUGCAUUUCGGAAAUAGCUGGAAGUUCUCCAGUUGCCCAGAUGCAACCACCAUCCAAGAGCCAUGUGUCCAUAAUCCCUACAGGGAGGCCUGGGCCCAGAGGCAGUGCAGCAUCCUCACUAGCAAUGCCUUUUCAACUUGCCAUUCACAGGUGGAUCCCACUCCUUUCUAUGAAGCCUGUGUGAGAGACUCAUGUGCCUGUGAUAGUGGUGGAGAUUAUGAGUGUUUCUGCACUGCUGUAUCAGCCUAUGCGCAAGCCUGUAAUGAAGCUGGAGCUUGUGUUACCUGGAGAACGCCUAAAAUAUGCCCAUUGUUCUGUGAUUAUUACAAUCCCCCUGGUGAAUGUGAGUGGCAUUACAAACCUUGUGGAGCUCCCUGUAUGCAGACCUGCAGAAAUCCAACUGGGCAUUGCUCCAAUCAGAUUCCAGCACUUGAAGGUUGUUAUCCUAAAUGCCCUCCCGAUCAGCCUAUUUUUGAUGAGGACAACAUGAAAUGUGUAAUGCAGGAAGAUUGUGGCUGCUUUGUUGGAAUGUUACAUUAUGAGACUGGCCAGCAGGUGCCAACCACUGAGAAUUGUCAGACAUGUUAUUGUUCUUCAUUUGGCAUUAUCUGUGACUUUGAUGUAAAUGCAUGUACAUGCCAACAUAAUGAUGUAGAGUAUCACUUUGGAGAUAUCAUUUAUCACACAACGGAUGGACUGGGAGGUUGUAUCACAGCCAGAUGUUCAGUCAAUGGAACAAUUGAGAGGAAUUUGAUACCUUGUGAAACAACAACUGUUCCAACAACCUCAUUCCCAAUGACCACAACACGGAAAUCUUCAACAACAACACCAACAACUGUGUUUGUCUUCAGCUCCCCAGAAUACACAUCUCCUAAAAUGGAGGAAGAAACAACCACAAUUCAAAAAGUAUCAGCCACAUCUAGCAACCCAGAAGAAAUAUCAACAAGUGGACAUUUAAGUCAACCAACAACUACAGCUAUUAUAACUGCUUCUACUCAGCAACCAAAAUAUUCAACUCAAGAACAAGUAUCUCUAAUGUUAACCUCUUCAAUAUCACCUACAACACAAACAUUCUCAUCAUCGAUGACAACAAAGAAAACAACAGAAACUGAAAGUUCUACAAAGCAACAAAAUACAGUGCCAAAGACCACAGUUGUUCCGACAACAACUGGAGCUGCCACCACACCAGGCAUCCUAUCCACUACUGUUCUGGUUGAAGAAGGAAGUACUACUAUCCCACCGUCAACAUUAACAUCAGCACCAAUUAGAGUCAUCACAACAACUGCAUCUUCUACCACUACUCAAACUACUGGAGUACCAACCACAACUGAGACUGUAACUGAGAAUGAAAUAACCACUUCUCAGACUCCUUUGUCCAGUACUACCAUGCCACAAAAGGUGGUGACGACUGGUCCAACAAGCCAACCAACAACUACAGCUACAACAACUUUUGAAGAGGAAACCUCUACACCAUCUCAAACGUCAACAUCUGCAAGCUCAUCUGUGCCAGUGAAACAAACCUCAUUACCAGUUGUUACAUCCACACAACCAUCAACGCUAACGACCACAACUACAGUGCCAAAGACCACAGUUGUACUGACAACAACUGGAGCUGAGUCAUCUACUGCACCUGAGAUUAACACUGAGGGAAUUUCUUCAACAACAGAGACACUCACAUCUGCAAAAACUCUUUCAACAACCACACCAGGCAUCCCAUCCACUACUGUUCUUGUUGAAGAAGGAAGCACUACUCUCCCACCAUCCACAUUGACAUCAGCACCAAUUAGAGUCAUCACAACAACUGCAUCUUCUACCACUACUCAAACUACUGGAGUACCAACCACAACUGAGACUGUAACUGAGAAUGAAAUAACCACUUCUCAGACUCCUUUGUCCAGUACUACCAUGCCACAAAAUGUGGUGACGACUGGUCCAACAAGCCAACCAACAACUACAGCUACAAUAACUUUUGAAGAGGAAACCUCUACACCAUCUCAAACGUCAACAUCUGCAAGCUCAUCUGUGCCAAUGAAACAAACCUCAUUACCAGUUGUUACAUCCACACAACCAACAACGCUAACGACCACAACUACAGUGCCAAAGACCACAGUUGUACCGACAACAACUGGAGCUGAGUCAUCUAAUGCACCUGAGAUUAACACUGAGGGAGUUUCUUCAACAACAGAGCCACUCACAUCUGCAAAAACUCUUUCAACCACCACACCAGGCAUCCCAUCCACUACUGUUCUUGUUGAAGAAGGAAGCACUACUUUCCCACCAUCCACAUUGACAUCAGCACCAAUUAGAGUCAUCACAACAACUGCAUCUUCUACCACUACUCAAACUACUGGAGUACCAACCACAACUGAGACUGUAACUGAGAAUGAAAUAACCACUUCUCAGACUCCUUUGUCCAGUACUACCAUGGCACAAAAGGUGGUGACGACUGGUCCAACAAGCCAACCAACAACUACAGCUACAACAACUUUUGAAGAGGAAACCUCUACACCAUCUCAAACGUCAACAUCUGCAAGCUCAUCUGUGCCAAUGAAACAAACCUCAUUACCAGUUGUUAGAUCCACACAACCAACAAUGCUAACGACCACAACUACAGUGCCAAAGACCACAGUUGUACCGACAACAACUGGAGCUGAGUCAUCUACUGCACCUGAGAUUAACACUGAGGGAGUUUCUUCAACAACAGAGACACUCACAUCUGCAAAAACUCUUUCAACAACCACACCAGGCAUCCCAUCCACUACUGUUCUUGUUGAAGAAGGAAGCACUACUCUCCCACCAUCCACAUUGACAUCAGCACCAAUUAGAGUCAUCACAACAACUGCAUCUUCUACCACUACUCAAACUACUGGAGUACCAACCACAACUGAGACUGUAACUGAGAAUGAAAUAACCACUUCUCAGACUCCUUUGUCCAGUACUACCAUGCCUCAAAAGGUGGUGACGACUGGUCCAACAAGCCAACCAACAACUAAAGCUACAACAACUUUUGAAGAGAAAACCUCUACACCAUCUCAAACGUCAACAUCUGCAAGCUCAUCUGUGCCAAUGAAACAAACCUCAUUACCAGUUGUUACAUCCACACAACCAACAACGCUAACGACCACAACUACAGUGCCAAAGACCACAGUUGUACCGACAACAACUGGAUCUGAGUCAUCUACUGCACCUGAGAUUAACACUGAGGGAGUUUCUUCAACAGCAAUGCCACUCACAUCUGCAAAAACUCUUUCAACCACCACACCAGGCAUCCCAUCCACUACUGUUCUUGUUGAAGAAGGAAGCACUACUCUCCCACCAUCCACAUUGACAUCAGCACCAAUUAGAGUCAUCACAACAACUGCAUCUUCUACCACUACUCAAACUACUGGAGUACCAACCACAACUGAGACUGUAACUGAGAAUGAAAUAACCACUUCUCAGACUCCUUUGUCCAGUACUACCAUGGCACAAAAGGUGGUGACGACUGGUCCAACAAGCCAACCAACAACUACAGCUACAACAACUUUUGAAGAGGAAACCUCUACACCAUCUCAAACGUCAACAUCUGCAAGCUCAUCUGUGCCAAUGAAACAAACCUCAUUACCAGUUGUUACAUCCACACAACCAACAACGCUAAUCGACCACAACUACAGUGCCAAAGACCACAGUUGCAUCCCAUCCACUACUGUUCUUGUUGAAGAAGGAAGCACUACUCUCCCACCAUCCACAUUGACAUCAGCACCAAUUAGAGUCAUCACAACAACUGCAUCUUCUACCACUACUCAAACUACUGGAGUACCAACCACAACUGAGACUGUAACUGAGAAUGAAAUAACCACUUCUCAGACUCCUUUGUCCAGUACUACCAUGGCACAAAAGGUGGUGACGACUGGUCCAACAAGCCAACCAACAACUACAGCUACAACAACUUUUGAAGAGGAAACCUCUACACCAUCUCAAACGUCAACAUCUGCAAGCUCAUCUGUGCCAAUGAAACAAACCUCAUUACCAGUUGUUACAUCCACACAACCAACAACGCUAACGACCACAACUACAGUGCCAAAGACCACAGUUGUACCGACAACAACUGGAGCUGAGUCAUCUACUGCACCUGAGAUUAACACUGAGGGAGUUUCUUCAACAACAGAGACACUCACAUCUGCAAAAACUCUUUCAACAACCACACCAGGCAUCCCAUCCACUACUGUUCUUGUUGAAGAAGGAAGCACUACUCUCCCACCAUCCACAUUGACAUCAGCACCAAUUAGAGUCAUCACAACAACUGCAUCUUCUACCACUACUCAAACUACUGGAGUACCAACCACAACUGAGACUGUAACUGAGAAUGAAAUAACCACUUCUCAGACUCCUUUGUCCAGUACUACCAUGGCACAAAAGGUGGUGACGACUGGUCCAACAAGCCAACCAACAACUACAGCUACAACAACUUUUGAAGAGAAAACCUCUACACCAUCUCAAAUGUCAACAUCUUGCCAAAGACCACAGUUGUACCGACAACAACUGGAGCUGAGUCAUCUACUGCACCUGAGAUUAACACUGAGGGAGUUUCUUCAACAACAGAUGCCACUCACAUCUGCAAAAACUCUUUCAACCACCACACCAGGCAUCCCAUCCACUACUGUUCUUGUUGAAGAAGGAAGCACUACUCUCCCACCAUCCACAUUGACAUCAGCACCAAUUAGAGUCAUCACAACAACUGCAUCUUCUACCACUACUCAAACUACUGGAGUACCAACCACAACUGAGACUGUAACUGAGAAUGAAAUAACCACUUCUCAGACUCCUUUGUCCAGUACUACCAUGGCACAAAAGGUGGUGACGACUGGUCCAACAAGCCAACCAACAACUACAGCUACAACAACUUUUGAAGAGAAAACCUCUACACCAUCUCAAAUGUCAACAUCUGCAAGCUCAUCUGUGCCAAUGAAACAAACCUCAUUACCAGUUGUUACAUCCACACAACCAACAAUGCUAACGACCACAACUACAGUGCCAAAGACCACAGUUGUAUUGACAACAACUGGAGCUGAGUCAUCUACUUCACCUGAGAUUAACACUGAGGGAAUUUCUUCAACAACAGAGACACUCACAUCUGCAAAAACUCUUUCAACAACCACACCAGGCAUCCCAUCCACUACUGUUCUUGUUGAAGAAGGAAGCACUACUCUCCCACCAUCCACAUUGACAUCAGUACCAAUUAGAGUCAUCACAACAACUGCAUCUUCUACCACUACUCAAACUACUGGAGUACCAACCACAACUGAGACUGUAACUGAGAAUGAAAUAACCACUUCUCAGACUCCUUUGUCCAGUACUACCAUGGCACAAAAGGUGGUGACGACUGGUCCAUCAAGCCAACCAACAACUACAGCUACAACAACUUUUGAAGAGGAAACCUCUACACCAUCUCAAACGUCAACAUCUGCAAGCUCAUCUGUGCCAAUGAAACAAACCUCAUUACCAGUUGUUACAUCCACACAACCAACAACGCUAACGACCACAACUACAGUGCCAAAGACCACAGUUGUAUUGACAACAACUGGAGCUGAGUCAUCUACUUCACCUGAGAUUAACACUGAGGGAUUUUCAUCAACAGCAACGCCACUCACAUCUGCAAAAACUCUUUCAACCACCACACCAGGCAUCCCAUCCACUACUGUUCUUGUUGAAGAAGGAAGCACUACUCUCCCACCUUCCACAUUGACAUCAGCACCAAUUAGAGUCAUCACAACAACUGCAUCUUCUACCACUACUCAAACUACUGGAGUACCAACCACAACUGAGACUGUAACUGAGAAUGAAAUAACCACUUCUCAGACUCCUUUGUCCAGUACUACCAUGGCACAAAAGGUGGUGACGACUGGUCCAACAAGCCAACCAACAACUACAGCUACCACAACUUUUGAAGAGGAAACCUCUACACCAUCUCAAACGUCAACAUCUGCAAGCUCAUCUGUGCCAAUGAAACAAACCUCAUUACCAGUUGUUACAUCCACACAACCAACAACGCUAACGACCACAACUACAGUGCCAAAGACCACAGUUGUAUUGACAACAACUGGAGCUGAGUCAUCUACUUCACCUGAGAUUAACACUGAGGGAAUUUCUUCAACAACAGAGACACUCACAUCUGCAAAAACUCUUUCAACAACCACACCAGGCAUCCCAUCCACUACUGUUCUUGUUGAAGAAGGAAGCACUACUCUCCCACCAUCCACAUUGACAUCAGUACCAAUUAGAGUCAUCACAACAACUGCAUCUUCUACCACUACUCAAACUACUGGAGUACCAACCACAACUGAGACUGUAACUGAGAAUGAAAUAACCACUUCUCAGACUCCUUUGUCCAGUACUACCAUGGCACAAAAGGGGGUGACGACUGGUCCAACAAGCCAACCAACAACUACAGCUACAACAACUUUUGAAGAGGAAACCUCUACACCAUCUCAAACGUCAACAUCUGCAAGCUCAUCUGUGCCAAUGAAACAAACCUCAUUACCAGUUGUUACAUCCACACAACCAACAACGCUAACGACCACAACUACAGUGCCAAACACCACAGUUGUACCGACAACAACUGGAGCUGAGUCAUCUACUUCACCUGAGAUUAACACUGAGGGAUUUUCAUCAACAGCAACGCCACUCACAUCUGCAAAAACUCUUUCAACCACCACACCAGGCAUCCCAUCCACUACUGUUCUUGUUGAAGAAGGAAGCACUACUCUCCCACCUUCCACAUUGACAUCAGCACCAAUUAGAGUCAUCACAACAACUGCAUCUUCUACCACUACUCAAACUACUGGAGUACCAACCACAACUGAGACUGUAACUGAGAAUGAAAUAACCACUUCUCAGACUCCUUUGUCCAGUACUACCAUGGCACAAAAGGUGGUGACGACUGGUCCAACAAGCCAACCAACAACUACAGCUACAACAACUUUUGAAGAGAAAACCUCUACACUAUCUCAAACGUCAACAUCUGCAAGCUCAUCUGUGCCAAUGAAACAAACCUCAUUACCAGUUGUUACAUCCACUCAACCAACAACGCUAACGACCACAACUACAGUGCCAAAGACCACAGUUGUACCGACAACAACUGGAGCUGAGUCAUCUACUGCACCUGAGAUUAACACUGAGGGAAUUUCUUCAACAACAGAGCCACUCACAUCUGCAAAAACUCUUUCAACAACCACACCAGGCAUCCAAUCCACUACUGUUCUUGUUGAAGAAGGAAGCACUACUCUCCCACCUUCCACACUGACAUCAGCACCAAUUAGAGUCAUCACAACAGCUGCAUCUUCUACCACUACUGAAACUACUGGAGUACCAACCACAACUGAGACUGUAACUGAGAAUGAAAUAACCACUUCUCAGACUCCUUUGUCCAGUACUACCAUGCCUCAAAAGGUGGUGACGACUAGUCCAACAAGCCAGCCAACAACUACAGCUACAACAACUUUUGAAGAGGAAACCUCUACACCAUCUCAAACGUCAACAUCUGCAAGCUCAUCUGUGCCAAUGAAACAAACCUCAUUACCAGUUGUUACAUCCACACAACCAACAACGCUAACGACCACAACUACAGUGCCAAAGACCACAGUUGUACCGACAACAACUGGAGCCGAGUCAUCUACUGCACCUGAGAUUAACACUGAGGGAGUUUCUUCAACAACAGAGAAACUCACAUCUGCAAAAACUCUUUCAACCACCACACCUGGCAUCCCAUCCACUACUGUUCUUGUUGAAGAAGGAAGCACUACUCUCCCACCAUCCACAUUGACAUCAGCACCAAUUAGAGUCAUCACAACAACUGCAUCUUCUACCACUACUCAAACUACUGGAGUACCAACCACAACUGAGACUGUAACUGGGAAUGAAAUAACCACUUCUCAGACUCCUUUGUCCAGUACUACCAUGCCACAAAAGGUGGUGACGACUGGUCCAACAAGCCAACCAACAACUACAGCUACCACAACUUUUGAAGAGAAAACCUCUACACCAUCUCAAACGUCAACAUCUGCAAGCUCAUCUGUGCCAAUGAAACAAACCUCAUUACCAGUUGUUACAUCCACACAACCAACAACGCUAACGACCACAACUACAGUGCCAAAGACCACAGUUGUAUUGACAUCAACUGGAGCUGAGUCAUCUACUUCACCUGAGAUUAACACUGAGGGAAUUUCUUCAACAACAGAGACACUCACAUCUGCAAAAACUCUUUCAACAACCACACCAGGCAUCCCAUCCACUACUGUUCUUGUUGAAGAAGGAAGCACUACUCUCCCACCAUCCACAUUGACAUCAGCACCAAUUAGAGUCAUCACAACAACUGCAUCUUCUACCACUACUCAAACUACUGGAGUACCAACCACAACUGAGACUGUAACUGAGAAUGAAAUAACCACUUCUCAGACUCCUUUGUCCAGAACUACCAUGCCACAAAAGGUGAUGACGACUGGUCCAACAAGCCAACCAACAACCACAGCUACAACAAGUUUUGAAGAGGAAACCUCUACACCAUCUCAAACGUCAACAUCUGCAAGCUCAUCUGUGCCAAUGAAACAAACCUCAUUACCAGUUGUUACAUCCACACAACCAACAACGCUAACGACCACAACUACAGUGCCAAAGUCCACAGUUGUACCGACAACAACUGGAGCUGAGUCAUCUACUGCACCUGAGAUUAACACUGAGGGAGUUUCUUCAACAGCAAUGCCACUCACAUCUGCAAAAACUCUUUCAACCACCACACCAGGCAUCCCAUCCACUACUGUUCUUGUUGAAGAAGGAAGCACUACUCUCCCACCAUCCACAUUGACAUCAGUACCAAUUAGAGUCAUCACAACAACUGCAUCUUCUACCACUACUCAAACUACUGGAGUACCAACCACAACUGAGACUGUAACUGAGAAUGAAAUAACCACUUCUCAGACUCCUUUGUCCAGUACUACCAUGGCACAAAAGGGGGUGACGACUGGUCCAACAAGCCAACCAACAACUACAGCUACAACAACUUUUGAAGAGGAAACCUCUACACCAUCACAAACGUCAACAUCUGCAAGCUCAUCUGUGCCAAUGAAACAAACCUCAUUACCAGUUGUUACAUCCACUCAACCAACAACGCUAACGACCACAACUACAGUGCCAAAGACCACAGUUGUACCGACAACAACUGGAGCUGAGUCAUCUACUGCACCUGAGAUUAACACUGAGGGAAUUUCUUCAACAACAGAGCCACUCACAUCUGCAAAAACUCUUUCAACAACCACACCAGGCAUCCAAUCCACUACUGUUCUUGUUGAAGAAGGAAGCACUACUCUCCCACCUUCCACAUUGACAUCAGCACCAAUUAGAGUCAUCACAACAACUGCAUCUUCUACCACUACUCAAACUACUGGAGUACCAACCACAACUGAGACUGUAACUGAGAAUGAAAUAACCACUUCUCAGACUCCUUUGUCCAGUACUACCAUGCCUCAAAAGGUGGUGACGACUAGUCCAACAAGCCAACCAACAACUACAGCUACAACAACUUUUGAAGAGGAAACCUCUACACCAUCUCAAACGUCAACAUCUGCAAGCUCAUCUGUGCCAAUGAAACAAACCUCAUUACCAGUUGUUACAUCCACACAACCAACAACGCUAAUCGACCACAACUACAGUGCCAAAGACCACAAGAAACUCACAUCUGCAAAAACUCUUUCAACCACCACACCUGGCAUCCCAUCCACUACUGUUCUUGUUGAAGAAGGAAGCACUACUCUCCCACCAUCCACAUUGACAUCAGCACCAAUUAGAGUCAUCACAACAACUGCAUCUUCUACCACUACUCAAACUACUGGAGUACCAACCACAACUGAGACUGUAACUGAGAAUGAAAUAACCACUUCUCAGACUCCUUUGUCCAGUACUACCAUGGCACAAAAGGUGGUGACGACUGGUCCAACAGGCCAACCAACAACUACAGCUACAACAACUUUUGAAGAGAAAACCUCUACACUAUCUCAAACGUCAACAUCUGCAAGCUCAUCUGUGCCAAUGAAACAAACCUCAUUACCAGUUGUUACAUCCACUCAACCAACAACGCUAACGACCACAACUACAGUGCCAAAGACCACAGUUAUACCGACAACAACUGGAGCUGAGUCAUCUACUGCACCUGAGAUUAACACUGAGGGAAUUUCUUCAACAACAGAGCCACUCACAUCUGCAAAAACUCUUUCAACAACCACACCAGGCAUCCAAUCCACUACUGUUCUUGUUGAAGAAGGAAGCACUACUCUCCCACCUUCCACAUUGACAUCAGCACCAAUUAGAGUCAUCACAACAACUGCAUCUUCUACCACUACUCAAACUACUGGAGUACCAACCACAACUGAGACUGUAACUGAGAAUGAAAUAACCACUUCUCAGACUCCUUUGUCCAGUACUACCAUGCCUCAAAAGGUGGUGACGACUAGUCCAACAAGCCAACCAACAACUACAGCUACAACAACUUUUGAAGAGGAAACCUCUACACCAUCUCAAACGUCAACAUCUGCAAGCUCAUCUGUGCCAAUGAAACAAACCUCAUUACCAGUUGUUACAUCCACACAACCAACAACGCUAACGACCACAACUACAGUGCCAAAGACCACAGUUGUACCGACAACAACUGGAGCCGAGUCAUCUACUGCACCUGAGAUUAACACUGAGGGAGUUUCUUCAACAACAGAGAAACUCACAUCUGCAAAAACUCUUUCAACCACCACACCUGGCAUCCCAUCCACUACUGUUCUUGUUGAAGAAGGAAGCACUACUCUCCCACCAUCCACAUUGACAUCAGCACCAAUUAGAGUCAUCACAACAACUGCAUCUUCUACCACUACUCAAACUACUGGAGUACCAACCACAACUGAGACUGUAACUGGGAAUGAAAUAACCACUUCUCAGACUCCUUUGUCCAGUACUACCAUGGCACAAAAGGUGGUGACGACUGGUCCAACAAGCCAACCAACAACUACAGCUACCACAACUUUUGAAGAGAAAACCUCUACACCAUCUCAAACGUCAACAUCUGCAAGCUCAUCUGUGCCAAUGAAACAAACCUCAUUACCAGUUGUUACAUCCACACAACCAACAACGCUAAUCGACCACAACUACAGUGCCAAAGACCACAAGACACUCACAUCUGCAAAAUCUCUUUCAACAACCACACCAGGCAUCCCAUCCACUACUGUUCUUGUUGAAGAAGGAAGCACUACUCUCCCACCAUCCACAUUGACAUCAGCACCAAUUAGAGUCAUCACAACAACUGCAUCUUCUACCACUACUCAAACUACUGGAGUACCAACCACAACUGAGACUGUAACUGAGAAUGAAAUAACCACUUCUCAGACUCCUUUGUCCAGAACUACCAUGCCACAAAAGGUGGUGACGACUGGUCCAACAAGCCAACCAACAACCACAGCUACAACAAAUUUUGAAGAGGAAACCUCUACACCAUCUCAAACGUCAACAUCUGCAAGCUCAUCUGUGCCAAUGAAACAAACCUCAUUACCAGUUGUUACAUCCACACAACCAACAACGCUAACGACCACAACUACAGUGCCAAAGUCCACAGUUGUACCGACAACAACUGGAGCUGAGUCAUCUACUGCACCUGAGAUUAACACUGAGGGAGUUUCUUCAACAGCAAUGCCACUCACAUCUGCAAAAACUCUUUCAACCACCACACCAGGCAUCCCAUCCACUACUGUUCUUGUUGAAGAAGGAAGCACUACUCUCCCACCAUCCACAUUGACAUCAGUACCAAUUAGAGUCAUCACAACAACUGCAUCUUCUACCACUACUCAAACUACUGGAGUACCAACCACAACUGAGACUGUAACUGAGAAUGAAAUAACCACUUCUCAGAGUCCUUUGUCCAGUACUACCAUGGCACAAAAGGGGGUGACGACUGGUCCAACAAGCCAACCAACAACUACAGCUACAACAACUUUUGAAGAGGAAACCUCUACACCAUCUCAAACGUCAACAUCUGCAAGCUCAUCUGUGCCAAUGAAACAAACCUCAUUACCAGUUGUUACAUCCACACAACCAACAACGCUAACGACCACAACUACAGUGCCAAAGACCACAGUUGUACCGACAACAACUGGAGCUGAGUCAUCUACUUCACCUGAGAUUAACACUGAGGGAUUUUCAUCAACAGCAACACCACUCACAUCUGCAAAAACUCUUUCAACCACCACACCAGGCAUCCCAUCCACUACUGUUCUUGUUGAAGAAGGAAGCACUACUCUCCAACCAUCCACAUUGACAUCAGCACCAAUUAGAGUCAUCACAACAACUGCAUCUUCUACCACUACUCAAACUACUGGAGUACCAACCACAACUGAGACUGUAACUGAGAAUGAAAUAACCACUUCUCAGACUCCUUUGUCCAGUACUACCAUGGCACAAAAGGUGGUGACAACUGGUCCAACAAGCCAACCAACCACUACAGCUACAACAACUUUUGAAGAGGAAACCUCUACACCAUCUCAAACGUCAACAUCUGCAAGCUCAUCUGUGCCAAUGAAACAAACCUCAUUACCAGUUGUUACAUCCACACAACCAACAACGCUAACGACCACAACUACAGUGCCAAAGACCACAGUUGUACCGACAACAACUGGAGCUGAGUCAUCUACUGCACCUGAGAUUAACACUGAGGGAAUUUCUUCAACAACAGAGCCACUCACAUCUGCAAAAACUCUUUCAACAACCACACCAGGCAUCCAAUCCACUACUGUUCUUGUUGAAGAAGGAAGCACUACUCUCCCACCUUCCACAUUGACAUCAGCACCAAUUAGAGUCAUCACAACAACUGCAUCUUCUACCACUACUCAAACUACUGGAGUACCAACCACAACUGAGACUGUAACUGAGAAUGAAAUAACCACUUCUCAGACUCCUUUGUCCAGUACUACCAUGCCUCAAAAGGUGGUGACGACUAGUCCAACAAGCCAACCAACAACUACAGCUACAACAACUUUUGAAGAGGAAACCUCUACACCAUCUCAAACGUCAACAUCUGCAAGCUCAUCUGUGCCAAUGAAACAAACCUCAUUACCAGUUGUUACAUCCACACAACCAACAACGCUAACGACCACAACUACAGUGCCAAAGACCACAGUUGUAUUGACAACAACUGGAGCUGAGUCAUCUACUGCACCUGAGAUUAACACUGAGGGAGUUUCUUCAACAGCAGUGCCACUCACAUCUGCAAAAACUCUUUCAACCACCACACCAGGCAUCCCAUCCACUACUGUUCUUGUUGAAGAAGGAAGCACUACUCUCCAACCAUCCACAUUGACAUCAGCACCAAUUAGAGUCAUCACAACAACUGCAUCUUCUACCACUACUCAAACUACUGGAGUACCAACCACAACUGAGACUGUAACUGAGAAUGAAAUAACCACUUCUCAGACUCCUUUGUCCAGUACUACCAUGGCACAAAAGGUGGUGACGACUGGUCCAACAAGCCAACCAACCACUACAGCUACAACAACUUUUGAAGAGGAAACCUCUACACCAUCUCAAACGUCAACAUCUGCAAGCUCAUCUGUGCCAAUGAAACAAACCUCAUUACCAGUUGUUACAUCCACACAACCAACAACGCUAACGACCACAACUACAGUGCCAAAGACCACAGUUGUACCGACAACAACUGGAGCUGAGUCAUCUACUGCACCUGAGAUUAACACUGAGGGAUUUUCUUCAACAACAGAGCCACUCACAUCUGCAAAAACUCUUUCAACCACCACACCAGGCAUCCCAUCCACUACUGUUCUUGUUGAAGAAGGAAGCACUACUCUCCCACCAUCCACAUUGACAUCAGCACCAAUUAGAGUCAUCACAACAACUGCAUCUUCUACCACUACUCAAACUACUGGAGUACCAACCACAACUGAGACUGUAACUGAGAAUGAAAUAACCACUUCUCAGACUCCUUUGUCCAGUACUACCAUGCCUCAAAAGGUGGUGACGACUGGUCCAACAAGCCAACCAACAACUACAGCUACAACAACUUUUGAAGAGGAAACCUCUAUACCGUCUCAAACGUCAACAUCUGCAAGCUCAUCUGUGCCAAUGAAACAAACCUCAUUACCAGUUGUUACAUCCACACAACCAACAACGCUAACGACCACAACUACAGUGCCAAAGACCACAGCUGUACCGACAACAACUGGAGCUGAGUCAUCUACUGCACCUGAGAUUAACACUGAGGGAGUUUCUUCAACAACAGAGCCACUCACAUCUGCAAAAACUCUUUCAACCACCACACCAGGCAUCCCAUCCACUACUGUUCUUGUUGAAGAAGGAAGCACUACUCUCCCACCAUCCACAUUGACAUCAGCACCAAUUAGAGUCAUCACAACAACUGCAUCUUCUACCACUACUCAAACUACUGGAGUACCAACCACAACUGAGACUGUAACUGAGAAUGAAAUAACCACUUCUCAGACUCCUUUGUCCAGUACUACCAUGCCUCAAAAGGUGGUGACGACUGGUCCAACAAGCCAACCAACAACUACAGCUACAACAACUUUUGAAGAGGAAACCUCUAUACCAUCUCAAACGUCAACAUCUGCAAGCUCAUCUGUGCCAAUGAAACAAACCUCAUUACCAGUUGUUACAUCCACACAACCAACAACGCUAACGACCACAACUACAGUGCCAAAGACCACAGUUGUACCGACAACAACUGGAGCUGAGUCAUCUACUGCACCUGAGAUUAACACUGAGGGAGUUUCUUCAACAACAGAGCCACUCACAUCUGCAAAAACUCUUUCAACCACCACACCAGGCAUCCCAUCCACUACUGUUCUUGUUGAAGAAGGAAGCACUACUCUCCCACCAUCCACAUUGACAUCAGCACCAAUUAGAGUCAUCACAACAACUGCAUCUUCUACCACUACUCAAACUACUGGAGUACCAACCACAACUGAGACUGUAACUGAGAAUGAAAUAACCACUUCUCAGACUCCUUUGUCCAGUACUACCAUGCCACAAAAGGUGGUGACGACUGGUCCAACAAGCCAACCGAAAACUACAGCUACAACAACUUUUGAAGAGGAAACCUCUACACCAUCUCAAACGUCAACAUCUGCAAGCUCAUCUGUGCCAAUGAAACAAACCUCAUUACCAGUUGUUACAUCCACACAACCAACAACGCUAACGACCACAACUACAGUGCCAAAGACCACAGUUGUACCGACAACAACUGGAGCCGAGUCAUCUACUGCACCUGAGAUUAACACUGAGGGAGUUUCUUCAACAACAGAGAAACUCACAUCUGCAAAAACUCUUUCAACCACCUCACCUGGCAUCCCAUCCACUACUGUUCUUGUUGAAGAAGGAAGCACUACUCUCCCACCAUCCACAUUGACAUCAGCACCAAUUAGAGUCAUCACAACAACUGCAUCUUCUACCACUACUCAAACUACUGGAGUACCAACCACAACUGAGACUGUAACUGGGAAUGAAAUAACCACUUCUCAGACUCCUUUGUCCAGUACUACCAUGCCACAAAAGGUGGUGACGACUGGUCCAACAAGCCAACCAACAACUACAGCUACAACAACUUUUGAAGAGGAAACCUCUACACCAUCUCAAACGUCAACAUCUGCAAGCUCAUCUGUGCCAAUGAAACAAACCUCAUUACCAGUUGUUACAUCCACACAACCAACAACGCUAACGACCACAACUACAGUGCCAAAGACCACAGUUGUACCGACAACAACUGGAGCCGAGUCAUCUACUGCACCUGAGAUUAACACUGAGGGAGUUUCUUCAACAACAGAGAAACUCACAUCUGCAAAAACUCUUUCAACCACCACACCUGGCAUCCCAUCCACUACUGUUCUUGUUGAAGAAGGAAGCACUACUCUCCCACCAUCCACAUUGACUUCAGCACCAAUUAGAGUCAUCACAACAACUGCAUCUUCUACCACUACUCAAACUACUGGAGUACCAACCACAACUGAGACUGUAACUGGGAAUGAAAUAACCACUUCUCAGACUCCUUUGUCCAGUACUACCAUGCCACCAAAGGUGGUGACAACUGGUCCAACAAGCCAACCAACAACUACAGCUACAACAACUUUUGAAGAGGAAACCUCUACACCAUCUCAAAUGUCAACAUCUGCAAGCUCAUCUGUGCCAAUGAAACAAACCUCAUUACCAGUUGUUACUUCCACACAACCAACAACGCUAACGACCACAACUAUGGUACCAAUGACCACAGUUAUCUCAACAACAAGUCAUGCUGAGUCAUCCAUUGCACCUGAAAUUAGCACUGAGGGAGUUUCUUCAACAACAGAGCCACUCACAGCCAAAACAACCCUUUUAACCACCAAUGAGCAGAGUACUACUCUACUUCACAACAAUACUUCACCUUUUGAGACAUCCACAACAAUGAACAAAUCAUCCAUGUCACAAUUUACAGAAACUCUUUCAACUAUCUCCAGUACCACAUCAAGUGUUUUCCACCCAUCCACAUCCAUGGAGAGCUCAGUCAAACCCAUUACACAAACUUUGCCUUUUUUCACUGGUGUCCUUCCAGUUACUACAGAAUCUCCUAUAUUCUCAUCCACUUCUAGUGUUUGCUGUUUAGUGAAUGCCACAAACUUUCAACCAGGUGAUAUCAUUUAUAAUGUGACUGAUGGCUUUGGUUGGUGCUUUUCGGCAUACUGUAAUGUAACUUGCAGUAUUGUUAAGACAUCAACAUCUUGCCUACCUACUUCAUCACCCACUAUCCCCUCUGACACAACUACCUAUUCUAGUUCAACAACAAUCAACAAUUCCCUAGGCACAACACAACCUGCAACAUUCAUGUCCACAGCCACUACAACCUCAGAAGAACCAAAUACAACAUUUGCGCCAAAUUGUGAUGCACUUGUGCCACCAAGACAGAAUGGUGAAUUCUGGGAGAUAGAUAACUGCACAACAGCAACCUGUGUGAACGGCAUUGUUGUCUACAAACCAUAUGAGUGUGAGCCUGUUCAGCUUCCCAACUGUGAAAAUGGUCGUACCCCAGUUAAAGUCUAUGAUUCUAGUGGCUGCUGUUUCACCUAUGAAUGUGAAUGCUCUUGUAAUGGAUGGGGUGGCAACCAUUAUGUGACGUUUGAUGGACAAGAUUACGCAUUUGAGAACAACUGCUCAUACAUAUUAUUUCAGGAAGCAGUACCGACACACAAUCUAAUGAUAGUGCAUGAUAAACAGUAUUGCAGUGCUGGAGGUUCUUUCUGUUCACAGGCCUUAAUAAUAAAGUACAAAUUACAGGAGAUUGUUUUAACCCAGACACUUACUUCUGAUGUUGUCAACAAAGUGGUGAUGAUCGACCAGAAACAAGUCUAUCCAGCUUUCAAAAAUGGUGACAUGGUUAUUACCAGCACUGGUGUCGAGGUGAUGUUGAAAAUUCCAGACAUUCAGGCUCAGGUUACCUAUACAGGGACAACAUUUGCUAUUAAAUUGCCUUUUUCAGUCUUCCAGAAAAACACAGAGGGCCUGUGUGGUACCUGUGAUAACAUCAAAGAGAAUGACUGCAGCUCUCCUUCUGGUGAUGUUAAGUCUUGCCUUGAAACUGCCUUUGAUUGGCAGCUUCCAAAUGAGGACUGUAUUCUGCCCACCCCUGCUCCAUCAACUACCACCAUGAAUCCUAAUAGCACUUGCAAUCCAUCUAUUUGUGAGCUCAUCUACAGCAGGGUAUUUGAGGAAUGCCGCAAGAUAAUCUCUCCUGAGGUCUACGUCGAGGGUUGUAGAUUUGACAUUUGCACCACAAUGGUUUCUGGCUGUUCUAGUUUACAAGCCUAUGCUUCUGCCUGUGCCAAUGAAGGCCUUUGUGUGGACUGGAGAAGAUAUGCCAAUGGAGAAUGUGAGAUAACAUGUCCUGCCUCUAAAAUCUACAAGCCUUGCGGUCCAGCAGCGGAACCAACCUGCAAUGCUCAGUACAAUGAUAAGUAUUCGAAUGAGAUUUCCAGCACCAGCAUGAGUGAGGGAUGCUUCUGCGAGGCAGGAUCUAUUUUGUACAGUUCCUAUUCAGACGUCUGCACCGUCUCUUGUGCUUGCACUGGCCCUGACGGCAACCCGAAAAUGGCCAAUGACACAUGGCAGAGUGGAUGUGAAAUGUGUGAGUGUGAUGGGGAGACCCUCAGCGUUCGUUGCCAGCCUGUAACCUGUCCUGCUAUGCAACCGGUUACCUGUAAUGAGCCCGGACAAGUUCUUGUCAGCACAACAGUGGACUGCUGUGAGAGCUAUGAAUGCAAUUGCGAUAUGAGUCUGUGCCCUCUUGCUGCAAUCCAGUGUCCUCUUGGCUUUACACCGUCCUUCAACUUUACUUCAGAGAGCUGCUGUCCAGAGUACGGCUGCACACCCAUGGAAGUCUGUGUCUAUAAUACCACUGUGUAUCAGCCUGGCUCACCUAUGCCAAGUAAUCAUCCUUGUAUGAUGUGUAUCUGUGGUUGGAACACUGAUCCUGACACAAUGCUGUUUGCUCCAGAGUGUGUGAUCGCUGACUGCUACACUGACUGUCCAGAGGGUCAAGAAUACCAAGUUCUUCCUGGUCAGUGCUGUGGACAGUGUGUGAGCACUAAUUGUGUGGUUGUGCAUGAUAACGUCCCACAAACAAUCUUGGUUAACCAAACAUGGCAGCCAAGUAGUGUCCAGUGUUUGAAAUACAAGUGUGAACUAAUUAAUGGUAACCCAACGACAGUUGAGACCACUUGUCCUCCAUUCAACCCUGAAGACUGUAUUCCUGGAACAGAAACAAUGGAUGCAGAUGGCUGCUGUCCAACAUGCAUACAGGACAACAGAUGUAAUGUCCAGAGAAACAGCACUUUCUUGGUUAGCAAAGGCUGUACAAGCACCACACCUGUGGAAAUAACCUCUUGCUCAGGCAUAUGUGGUACCUCCUCCAUAUACUCUGCAGAGGCGAAUGCUCUUGUGCACUCUUGCUCUUGCUGUCAGGAAAUGACAACCAGUAAGAAGGAAGUGACUCUGACUUGCCCCGAUGGGUCAAACAUCAACCACUCCUUUAUUUACGUUGAAUCUUGUGGCUGCAAGGCCACCGAUUGCCCUGGUCAAACAUUACAGCGACGCCGCAGGAGAGUGUGAACUCUGACCCCAUUCAGUAGAGCCAUUUCAUAAGGACCUCAUGGUGUUCCUCAUUGCUAUAUUAUAUUCUUAAUUUAUCCUUGCUUUGAUCACAAAAUGAAAGGAACCUGAAUUUGUCUACAUAACACACCUAAAAAAUUGAGCUUUGUCUGUUUUAUUGUUAUUAUUGUGUGUAUCUGUACAUUUGAAAGCUUUUUGACAAUUAUCUCAAUGAUGUCAUGGCAAUGACAGCUCUUUUGUUCUAGUCUAGUAGUUCUCAAUAAACUAAUGCAAACUGAA
Xyrauchen texanus (razorback sucker) is the source of this 22452-nucleotide messenger RNA. Its product is annotated as mucin-2-like. The coding region runs from base 1 to 22173 and encodes 7390 amino acids. The record is from RefSeq and is a predicted model, not a curated record. NCBI's taxonomy places the organism in Eukaryota, Metazoa, Chordata, Actinopteri, Cypriniformes, Catostomidae. Gene Ontology annotation, molecular function: protein binding. The transcript is spliced from 51 exons. Gene Ontology annotation, cellular component: extracellular matrix.